UAACGCGAUGGUAUCGCACAAAGCCUGAAAGGGCAGAUCUACAGUUUGUGUGCGAAGCGCUUUUCAUACAGCUCAACAUCAGCCUAGCGCCAACACAAAGUUUUCUCUCGACGCUAAUACAAUAGCAAGAGUAUUGUUGCUAAUGCAACACACUAAUACAGAGUACAGAGUACUUGGCCUGGGUGAAUACUGUUGCCGGGGGUGCAGUGUCGACACUCGUGGUCAAUACCGUUCAGGUCGAUCUACACCACUCUGUCAUUGUGAGAAAGGAUCGCACACGGUCGAGCCGCGGGGAGGAUAUUGGAUAAACAGCGAAUCCUGUCUGCUUUACCUCGGGCUUGAUCCGUCGUCGCCUCUUCGGGGAACUAUCGGCAUCCGACAAGAGGUUCCUCUGGUGGCGAGAAGGCAAGGCCUGUACGAAGAGGACAUCAUCUGCCAGGAGGUUGAUCUACUUGGAAAUGGAUUUGGGUUCAAGAAUUUCGGCAAACAAGCCGUGUGCCCUGAUCAUACCGCAGAAGCGACUAGUUCCGUCGCCAUGGUCACUGGUGCUAGCUUGGCUUGUGCUGUCCAGCCUGUAUGUUGGUGAAAAGACAAUGCUAGUACACUGUAUAGUUGCACAAACCACAACGGGAGCAGCCACCACAGCUGGCCCCACGACGGGUGGGGCAACAACAGCAGCAGCAGCAACGGGCAGCGCUACGACAGCAGCAGCUACGACAGCAGCAGCAGCAACGGGCAGCGCUACGACAGCAGCUUCCACCACCGGAGCUCCAACCGUGAGUGGCGCAACAACUGCAGCCUCCACCACUGGUGCAGUAACAAUGAGUGGCGCGACGACAGCAGCAGCAACCACUGCUGGCGCGACAACAGCAGCAGCAACCACUGCUGGCGCGACAACAGCAGCAGCAACAACUGCUGGCGCGACAACAGCAGCAGCAACCACUGCUGGCGCGACAACAGCAGCAGCAACCACUGAUAAUGCAACAACGGGUGGCGCAACGACGGCUGCCCCGACGAUGGCGGCCUCGACGACGGCUGCCCCAGCGACGGCUGCCGCGACGACUGCUGCCGCGACUACAGCUGCCCCGGCCACAGCUGCCGCGACGACGGCUGCCCCGGCAACGCCUGCCGCGACGACGGCUGCCUCGACGACGGCUGCCUCAACGACAGCUGCCGCGACUACGGCUGGCACGACGAUGGCUGCCCCGACAACGGCUGGGGCAACAACGGCUGCCCCGACGACGGCUGCCCCGACGACGGCUGCCCCGACAACGGCUGCCCCGACGACGGCUGCCCCGACGACGGCUGCCCCGACGACGGCUGCCCAGACGACGGCUGCCCCGACGACGGCUGCCUCAACGACAGCUGCCGCGACUACGGCUGGCACGACGAUGGCUGCCCCGACAACGGCUGGGGCAACAACGGCUGCCCCGACGACGGCUGCCCCGACGACGGCUGCCCCGACGACGGCUGCCCCGACAACGGCUGCCCCGACGACGGCUGCCCCGACUACGGCUGCCCCAACGACGGCUGCCCCGACGACGGCUGCCCCGACGACGGCUGCCGCGACGACGGCUGCCCCGACGACGGCUGCCGCGACGACGGCUGCCCCGACGACGGCUGCCGCGACUACGGCUGCCCCAACGACGGCUGCCCCAACGACGGCUGCCCCGACGACGGUUGGCGCGACAACAGCAGCAGCAACCACUGCUGGAGCGACAACAGCAGCUUCCACUACUGCAGCGGCUACAACGGCCGGCGGUACGACGGCAGCUCCCACCACUGCUGGUGCAACUACUGCUGGUGCAACAACGGGUGGCCUGACAACAACAGCAGCACCAAGCACACCUUCCACCACUGACAACAUGACAAAUGAUAAUACGACUACAACUUCAGAGGCCUCAACUACUCCAGUUGCUAAUAAUGGCAACAGUGGCGCAUCAUCAUCAACCCUUACCACCGGUACAAUUGUUGGCAUCGUCAUUGCUUGUGUCGUGUUUGCCGUUUUCAUUAUCCUCAUUAUCACACUUGCAGUCAAGAAGAAAAUGAAUGGACCAAAGGUCGGACCACUCCCAGAGUAAGCCAACCUGAGUGAACAUGUCUGGAUAAUCCCUGAGACGUCUUGUUUCAUUGGCAAGCCUCGUGAUUGGAAACACGUGACUGCCAAUGUGUAUUUAGCAGGUGUGCAUCGCUUGUUAGUAGAUUGCUUUUAAUCGAACUCUAAGUAUGUUGCGUCUGUCCUCAGAAACAAGUGGAUACUUGGACCUAAGCUGGUACAUGUGAUUUGUGUCUGUUUUAAAACUAUGCCGGUCUCAACCUUCAGUUUUGCUUGAAUUUUGAAUACCUUUUGUUACCCGAUCCGAUCAGUCCUGGCCCUUUCGCGGCUGUACUUGGCCCACAACGUCCGAAGGAAUGCGUGGGCCGCCUUUUGUAGCUAUCGUUCAGAAACCUUUCCAUACCCAGUCAAGUCCGAGCACGCAUUCUCGACCCUCUCCAAAUUUUAAAGCACAAUGGUAAAUGACCCCUCUAAAUCUCAGAUAUUGUGUACUACAUAUUGCACUGUCACAUAUGUACGAAUAGAAGCACAUUUCUUGUUUAACUGUUAUGCUCUGGACUCAGCUAGUCGCUACCUUAUUAUCUUGCGCAUACGUCUGGUAUACAGGUGGAAUCCUGAUAAUUCGAAUAUGUCUUAAAUUCGAACAUACCGCUUAGUUAGAAGUUUUUCCAGGACCGAUUUCUAUCAAUACGAUCCCCGCAUAACAUUUUUUUCUGAUAAUUCGAACCUCGAACUGAACAGGUCCGGUUAAUUAAUUAGAAGUCCCACGGAUUCCACGUACAUAAAAAAUGUGUGGGAUUUGUGCUGAUAAUUUGAAGUUAGCAAAGUGUAAUUCGAAGUUCACUGUACACUGUACUGGUCAGUUCAGUUUGCAUGAGCAGGCUGUGCCGGUCAGUUCGGUAUCCAUGGAAUCUGUGUCUAAGGUCCAUAGCGCAAGUCUGCGUGACCAUGAGAGCAUUUUGACAUACUUAUUGUGUUGUGGGUUCAUGUUUGGAUAUUUAGAAUGUCCGGAUAAUUAGA
Messenger RNA from Sycon ciliatum, 3076 nucleotides. Its product is annotated as mucin-5AC-like. The record is from RefSeq and is a predicted model, not a curated record. Lineage: Eukaryota; Metazoa; Porifera; Calcarea; Leucosolenida; Sycettidae. The transcript is spliced from 2 exons. The coding region runs from base 459 to 2081 and encodes 540 amino acids.